Danaus chrysippus (African queen) is the source of this 7575-nucleotide messenger RNA. The record is from the annotation of a GenBank genome assembly. NCBI's taxonomy places the organism in Eukaryota, Metazoa, Arthropoda, Insecta, Lepidoptera, Nymphalidae.
AUGAGUAAGUGGAAUUGGCACAAAUGGUUGUAUCUGUCGCUGUUGGGAUUGGCUUUGUCCGUUCGCACAAUUGGAUGCGAUUACAGUUCCAUCACAGAGAAAUUUGGAGCGGAAGCCGUUGCUCGGUGCAAUGAAAAAUGUCCAUUCCAGAAUCGUACAGGCGAAGGACACUUCGACGUUAGUUGUGCUUCAGACUGCAGCGUUCAACAAUUUAAUAAAAAACUCGUAACCAGCUGUAUUGAGUUUACGAAACUCGUCAUAAGGGUACUAACUUCUAUUGGUGUAAAUAAAAUGAUUAAUACCUCAAUCAACAAAUUACUAGAUUAUUAUCUUGAUGUAAAUGUAAUUAUUUUUGUUUAUUCACAGUGCAGACUCGGAUGCAAUCUUUGGUUGGAAGGCUUGGAGAAUUCGUGUCAAAUUGUAUGCAAUGUGACGUCAGAAGCGGUGUUCUCGAGAGAAUUAUAUUGCGUUAUGGGCUGCAAUGAAGCACUUAAUACGUACGUGCAAAAAGUUAGAGAUCUAUUAGGAACUCCGCCGGCACCAGCCCUAGUAGCUGAUAGUCUAACUGCCACGUCAUUAUCUCUGGUAUGGGACGCUCCUAAUCUUGGAAACCUUAGUUAUCUGGUCCAGUGGCGGUAUGAAGAACUGCCUGGCAGCUGGCAAUACUAUUCUAACUCAAGUCGCACUGAUAAAUCAAUAAUACACGUUGAAAAUCUACGUCCCUAUACUAAAUACAGGUUCCGUGUAGCGAUUUUUCUAUCAAGUCACAGCGGUUCUGGAGAGCCGGUGUAUUCAACGCCUUCCGUGGUUAUAUCAACACUUGAAAGUGGAAAGCCAAGUUCAGCACCAUCAAGUUUAAGAGCCGCAGCGCCAGAUCCAAGUCGAGUGGCUAUUUCUUGGGAACCAGGACCAUUCCCCAACGGACCACUCAUAUCAUAUGUCCUAAGACUUGGUGACACGCAACCUAAUACGAACGAUGCAUUAGAAGACAUGCCCGCAUCAAACAACACGUUGUUCUAUAUGUUUCAAAACCUUGCACCGGCUAGAGAAUAUGAAGUGUCGGUAGCAAUGAGGAACUCUGUAGGGGAAGGACCAAGAGCUACCGUCAGGAUUAAAACACCUCCAUUACCAAUUUCUGUUCCAAGCCAACAACCAGUUCUUAUUCUAGGAGGAGAACAGAACAUUCUUGCAGCACCUGCUAAUGAUAUGUUAUCGGACCCAAUAGAACUAUAUAGCACAGAGCAUAAAAUAAAAGGUGUUGGAUUGGAUCUAUCGAGUGACUCGCUAUUCGUGUCAGUAUCAAAUGGUUUCGUCUACCGAAGCUCCUUAUUACGAAAGAGUCACUCAGAAGCUAUUUUGAGAUCUGAAAAUAUAUUAGACAAGCCUCUCGAUCUAUCUGUGGAUUGGCUCAAUAAACAUCUAUAUGUACUCGCUGAAGUAAAUUACAACAAAGAAGCCUCAAACUGGUCUAACGCAAGCCUAUAUGCUAGUUGGAAAAUAUUGAGGUGUGAUUUCGACGGGAGAAAUCAACUUGUUGCUUUAUCUGGGUUUAAUUCUCGUCCAAUACAUUUUGAAGUUGAUUCUUAUAAUGGAUAUCUCUUUUGGGCGCUACGCGGCGUGGAACGCGGUGGCUUGUAUCGAUUGGAUCUGGCAAAUAUUUCUAAUGGAGUAAGACAUAAUGCGAAACCAGAGCUUAUAGUACGAGAUGCUCAUCUUGGGGCAUUUACAGUAGACCACGCUGACUUUAGGCUACUCGUUGCUCAUCUUAGACGUAAUACAGUACUAGCUGUUUCUUUGGACGGACGAGAAGUGACAGAUUUUCGAAGUAACACGCAGACUCCAAUGUUUUCGUCUGCGCGAUCCAUAGCUUACGCUAACGGAUUAUUUUACUGGACAAAUGGCGAAGAAAUGGUAUCAGAAGAAUAUCACUCUCGAAGUGACAGUUAUUUUCACAACGAGUAUCCUUUGGCGUAUAACACAAAAACGAUUUCGGUGAGGCAAGUAUUGGUUGCUUUGAGGAGCUGUCAGCCGAUACCUGUUCCAGUGAACCCACCUUUAGGCGUUCAAAGUGUUAUGGGAAUAAAUCGCGCUAAAGUUUCAUGGUCGCCACCACAUCUUCUUGGUCAUCAAGGAAUUGGAGCUUGGCAGCAAUGGACGUUUCAUAUGCAACUCACAGACACCAAAACAGGAAAAAUAACAAGGAUAGAAAAUAUCAACGAAUCAAUGUUUAUUGUUGAAAAUUUGAAGCAAGAUACUGAAUAUAGUAUUCAAGUUGCGGCUGUGACAGAAUCAGGCUCGGGUCCUUGGUCUUCAGAGUUUGUUGGCAAAACUUUAACAUCGAGCCCCGCUACUUUACAAAGCACCUUGCUUUUAUCGGGCCCGGAUGGACUUCUGCAAACUGAUUUAACAGGAGAUAACCUACAGACACUCAUACACAGAGAUCAUUUAGAAAACCUCCAUAUAACUGACAUAUCAUGGUAUAGAGAUAAGCUUUAUUUGGUCACAAACGCUUCGACCGUGAUGUGGUACAAUACGACGACCAAUGAACAUGGAAUGAUGCCGAAUAUGGAUAACGUUGGAAGUCUAGCAGUCGAUUGGGUCGGCAAAAAGAUUUACUGGUCCAACCCGAAACAACAAUUGAUAACAAGAGGGAAUUUCGACGGAGGCAAUCGUGAGCCCGUCCCUAUCGUGACAGUAGCUAAAGAGCUUACAAUAGAUUCGCUGGGCGCUUACAUUUACUGGAAUACAGGACACGCUGUGGAGGCCGCGAGGCUUAACGGAGAAAAUAAAAUAAUAUAUUACCCAGCUCAACUGUUCAGUGGAAAACAAGUGAUGGGCCUCACAGCAGAUUUAAAAAAGAAGUGGUUGUAUUGGUUAGUCAGAAGUUAUGAUGGCUCUGAAUUACAUCGAGCGCCUACAGCUGAUCAGAUAUCACUAGGAAUUAGUGAGGUCUCAGGAUCGUUGGUCACUCGUCUCUCCGGAACAGCCACUCUUGGUCCUCUGUGUUAUUUUAGUGGACGUUUAGUUUGGGUUCAAGAUUCUUCCAAAGCAAUAGUUUCUGACCUAGCUGGAAAAUAUACCGCCGAGCUCAUUCCCAGGGUCCAUGUGAUAGCAGUUAGAGAUCCCAACCUACAUAAAAAUGCCGAAUCUAUAAUUGCGAUACCGGAUACGAUAAACUCUUCCACCAUCGAUGUUGACGGUGUGUGGGACAGGUUCAAUGUGACGUGGAGACCUGACGACCGAAUAAAUGUCAACAAUGGACGAGUCUACUACGAUGUCAGUCUGCAUUUUCACGGACACAACAAAAUUGAGAAAACUGUUGAAGUCCCCUGGUUGGAAGUACGGUCACGUUCCGUGUUACCGUAUACGGUAGCAGAGGUUACGGUUCGUGCUCACACUCAGUGGGGCGGAGGCGCGGCGGCGAGGAGCGUCAUCCGGUCACCGCAAGCCCCGCCCGCCGCGCCACUGAGACCUAGGCUAUAUGUACAACGAACUACUAGUGAUGGUCCAUUAACGGGCACGUUUCGAUGGGGUGCUCCCAAUCCCACUAAUGGAGUAUUACGUGGUUAUGAAGCCCAAUGUUGGACUCAGCGACCACUAGGGGGCGCCCGCUCAGCAUGUGCUGACGCCCGACUACCACCAGUUCACACACAACUUAUGUUACGAGAUUUAGAACCUGCUUCUAAAUACUUCUUUAGAGUUCGCGCGUUCACUGAUGCUGGUUUUGGCCCAUACACUGACACAGUCUACGCACCCUCUGAUGAAAUAAAUCCCAUUCCUCGAGUAAUGAUAUCGUCGCAAGAAUCUAUACAAAUUGUAGACUUAGAUUCAGGAGAGAGUGGUAGAGUACCAAAGAGUACAGGCAUCCCAAUAGAUUUUGCAAUUAUCAUCGAAGAAAAUGUUGCGUAUUGGGUGAACAACUUGGAAGAAAUCUUCUCAUCCAAAAUAAAUAGCAGUGGGAACUAUAAAUUGACAUCGAUUAACGGGAGUGCAAGUAGUAUCUGCGUAGAUUGGGUCAGUCGGUCAGUUUAUUGGACCCAACAGGAGAUAACGUCUACAGAUUCAUCUUACGUAAUGUAUAGAGCCGACUUGGGAAUGCCGAAUAAUCGACCACACAUCACACGAAUACUGAGUAGAAGACAGCCAAUGUAUAGUUUACAGAUAGCUCCGAUGUUGCGGUCAUUGUAUUGGUACGAAGACAGUAAUCACACUGGUUUAGGCAAUCUGUUUACCACAAAACUGGGUGGAUCUAACGUUACUCAUUUUUUCAACAAGCGUAAACAUUGCAGUUGUCCCGAUAGACCGCAAGUGGCGAGAAGCUUUGUCCUUGAUAUGACGAAUAAUAAAACUAGCUUACUUUGGGUAGAUCCUUGGAAAAAUAGAAUAUAUGAAUCAGAUAUCCUUGGCUGUAACUGCAGUUUAGUCGUUGAUGCUACUGAGAAAAAGAAGUAUGGCUUUUUACCCACAUCUAUAACAGUGGAUAGCAAAUAUGUGUAUUGGUAUAACUCAACGGAAAAAUUGAUAUUUUAUACGAACAAAUUUAAAAUUAGUAAAAUAGAACAGGCCAAGGUCUCUUUGGGAUACAAGAUCAUGGCUUUGGAUCCAGGAAACCAACCUUAUCCACCUACACAUUGCUUGUUUCCAAGCUCACAGAAACUCUUACCGAAAUUUAUAGGACAUUCAGCGAACAGCAUAACUUUACAAUUACCUCAUAUAAGGAAACCCCACCACGAAGAUUGUAAGAACUUACAAUAUGAGUUACCAGCUACAGAAUAUACAAUUUUUUAUCGAGCUCAAAUAAAAAACAUUAGUAUUAUCUGCGACAGAGAUUUAUGUCCUUAUUUGACAACUACCAGUACUGAAGUAAUACUCAACGAAUUGAAACCCUUCACUAAUUAUUCCGUUAUGAUCGAAGCGACCAACUAUUAUUCUAAACUUCACAAUAUACCGCCUGUUUACGGAAUGCCAUUAAUCCUACAAACUGCAGCAGAAGCUCCAACUGCUCCAAAGAAUGUAACGGGAAUAGUUUUAAGUCCUGUUCUGGCUCGAGUCGAAUGGACUCCGGACCCUGGCUUGUGGUACGAGCUGCACUGGAAAACGGAUGACUCCACGUCGUUACCGCGACGAUCUAAAGAGCAUAUAUUCGAAAUGUCCCGCGGUCGGAGUGCCAAUAUGACUGGUCUAUCUCCCUCCACGUCUUACACAGUGUGGGUUCGAGCCCACUCCCUUCAUAGCUCGGUCACAGCGGACUCAACACCGCUGCGCCUGCGCACACGACCUCAACCAGCCCCACUUGACCUCCGGUUAGCUGAAGCAUACCAGCUUGUAGUAACGUGGCCUGCACCUACAUCAUAUCCCUUGCAUUCGUACACUGUUGAAUAUACUGAGGUAACUUCAAGUCAGGAUGAAUGGAAGCCUUGUGAGAGGAUCAGUGACGUGGAGUGGUCUGCUACUGAUCUGAAGCCGGCUACGAAAUACCGCUUUCGAUUACACUUACAGUAUUUAAGUAACGCGCCUCCAUACUUCUGGCCGGAGGAUGAUAGAUUUACAUAUGAAACUAUUGGUGACGUACCAGGUGCUCCGGGCGCGGUUCAUGUAGAGGCGGUUGGAGAGCGGGUGCUUCGCCUCUGGUGGGCGGAGCCCGAGCCUCGAGGAGCCCCCAUCAUGGAGUACCGAGUGUGGGGACGACCACAGCUCAGAAUAAAUGAUAACGAUGAAAGUGACACGAGAAACAUUAGUGACAUGCUCAUGAAAAGUUUUCAUAAUAAUCUGGACAACGAAACUAGGUUGGCCAUCCUUAGAGAAGGGCUCGAACUACUUCACAACGGAUCACAGACGUACUGGUUGGUUGGUCCCGAGCGUGUGGCUGAAGGCGGGUGGUUGGCCCGCGUGCAGGCCCGCAACUCAUACGGCUGGGGAGGCCUGUCGACCGCCGCGAGGGUCUCCUGGGCCUCGCCGGCGCUUCGCCCCCCGCGUACUAUACUAGCGCUAGUACUGGGCGCGCUUGCCGCUAUUGUUAUAGUCGUCGCAGCUAUAGUAUUGUAUACAUAUAAUCAUCGCAGUAAGAAGAAAACGUCUCUCGGUAACCAACUGACAGCGAACAUCGUACGGAGAGGUCCGGACGUCGAACUGGCUACAUUACGACAACUACCAAUAAGACAUUCAAACAACAUAUUGUAUAACCAGGGUGUUCUAUGUCCAUCAGACGCUGAACUAGCCAGCCUCCCUCACAUUCGUCGUGAACAGAUCACUCUCUCUAAAUUCCUAGGAUCCGGAGCUUUUGGGGAAGUUUUUGAAGGAGUCGCACGAAAUAUUAAUAAUGGCAACACUGAUACGAAAGUCGCCGUUAAGACUUUACGCAAAGGAGCUACGGAACAAGAAAAGACUGAAUUCUUAAAAGAAGCGGCUUUAAUGUCGAAUUUCAAACACGAACACAUCUUGCGACUGUUGGGCGUGUGUUUAGACAACGACCCGCAUUACAUAGUGAUGGAGCUCAUGGAAGGAGGGGAUCUACUGAGUUACCUUCGGGCGAAACGAUCCUCGCUGUACACCCCCGAAUCCUUAACAUUACUGGAUCUUCUGAACAUGUGUGUGGAUGUAACCCGAGGGUGUCGCUACUUGGAAGAGAUGCACUUCGUACACAGAGACCUCGCGUGUAGAAACUGUUUGGUGGCCAUGAGAGGGAACACACGCAUCGUGAAGAUAGGGGACUUCGGACUAGCGAGGGAUAUAUACAAGAAUGAUUAUUACAGGAAGGAGGGAGAAGGUCUUCUCCCAGUUCGUUGGAUGGCAGUAGAAUGUCUAGUAGACGGUGUGUUCUCGUGUCAGUCAGACGUGUGGGCUUGGGGCGUGCUGUGUUGGGAGGUGCUGUCUCUGGGCCGACAGCCGUACCCAGCACGGACCAACAGACAGGUGCUGGCUCUGGUGCGAGCUGGAGGUACACCUGACCGACCGCCUAACUGUCCCACGGUGUUCUACGAGCUCCUACAGAAGUGCUGGAGUUAUUCUCCAGAGUCCAGGCCUUCGUUCCGCGAGUGUCUCCAGGUUGUGGUUGCCCUCAGAGACCGUACACCACCGAGAGAACCUCUCGCCGCAACCCCACACCCACCCCCGCAACCACACUACCUCACGUUAUUAGCUGAUGAUGCCGUCGACAACCGUACGUACCUGUUGGACGAGAAUGACAACGCGUUAGACGAAGAAUCUCCGGAACAAGAAAUGGAGCCUUCAAAUCUAUUGCCGCGAACUAAAUAUUUAGAACUCAUGUACGACACGGAGUCUCCUUCAAAUACAUUAUGCGAUGGAUAUGAAAUACCGCGGACGCCGUUUACGUACGCGCCAUUUUCUCGUCACAGUAUAGUGGGAGUGGCGCCAAACAGAUUAAUAAAACCGCCAUUAUACCGAACGCAUUCGCUUCGCACAAACAGCCGACCUCCGAACGCCACAAUAAUACCUCUUCGGAACGGAAUAAUGAAGCGGGCUUCUAUAUGCGAUGGAAAUUUCAACGAGCCUUACCCAGGCCCGUCAAGACCGCCGAUAGAUUUCGACAAACACGUCUUCAAGACUCCAUUUUAA